Molecule: messenger RNA, 366 nt
Organism: Pyricularia oryzae 70-15
Lineage: Eukaryota; Fungi; Ascomycota; Sordariomycetes; Magnaporthales; Pyriculariaceae
Exons: 2
Coding region: 1-213 (70 amino acids)
Source: RefSeq, a predicted model, not a curated record
AUGACGCCCGCCUUGAGGGCUCACCGCAAAAUCCCCCACGAGGGCAACUCGGCGCCUCGUCGCUUCGUGCAGUGGCUUUUAUGCGUGGCGGGCCGAGUCACAAUGACGUCUGCCUGUGUAAAUCCGGUGCGAGUCACUGGCGAUCCGGAAUGUUUCGCAGUCAACCGAGAUGAAAGAUCGUCGCUCGACUGGUCAAGCUUCCAAAAUAAAUGAAACGCUCUGGGGUCGGCGACAAUGACAGGCGGGGACAUAGGCAUGGAAAGUGAUGGGUGCUUUGUCCAAGAUGAUUGCCGUAAGGAACUGUCGGGAAAUAAUUACACAGUAGGGACUGCCCAAUAUCAAGUUGAUGUAUAACAAUAGCAUCAG